GUCGUAAUUACCGCUAAGUGUCUAAAAGCCGCGCCCUAGGGUUUUACAUGCCGGUAUAUUGACAGCGGUUCCAGGAGGAGCACCGACGGGGAAAUUCAAGAAGUCUGUACACAGGAAGAAACAACGCUCUGAAGAUGUCUGACACACGCAGCAGAAAAGCCAAACUCGAGCACACAAAGCAGCUUGUUGCUCAGAUGCAUGAAGAGAAAAGAAGAAAAGAAGAAGAAAGAAAAAAGAAAGAGUCUGAGGUACAGCAAACGGCAGAGUGUGUAUCAGAAGACUUAGACUUGGAUAGAAAGAGAAGAGUGAUGUCUCCAGACCUGUCUUCAGUGCAGCCACUCCACCUUUUAACAUGGGAUACCUGUUAUUUUCAUUAUUUAGUCCCUACCCCUCUGUCUCCCUCUUCACAAUCAGUGAGCGCUUCCAGUGACAACUGGAGCCAGGAGUCAGUGGAGGGAGGAACCGUGUCUAGGACGUUGCAGUGGGACAUGGACCCCUCAGCUCUUCAGCUCCUAGCAGACUCAGAGCACCGGUGCAGAAUGCACAAACUCGAAGCAUCAGAGAUUGUACAGUUUGAUUACAUGCCCAAAGAACUAGUGACAUACAGUAAAGAGACCCAGACUCCUGUAGCACCAAAGCUGUCUGAAGGAUUCUGCACAGAAGAGGAGGAGCAUGAAGAACUUCCUGUGGUCAAACCCAAACCUGAAUCUGAAGCACAUGUGGUGGACGACAGUCAGGAGGCUGUGCAAGAAUAUCCUAAGGAGCUCACAGAGGAGGAGAAGAAGCAGAUCCUUCACUCCGAGGAUUUCCUGAACUUCUUUGACCGUAGCAUUCGGUUGGUGGAGCAAACACUAGCUGACGACUUGGAUAUUUUCUUUGACUACAGCGGACGUGGAAUGGAAGACCGAGAGGGAGACACACAAGCUGGAUUUAAUCUCUCCUUCAACCAACAAUUCUAUGAUGAGCAGUGGUCCAAACAUCGAGUUGUUACCUGUCUGGAUUGGUCACCGCAGUACUCAGAAUUGCUGAUGGCUUCAUACAAUGCCAACGAGCAUGCGCCACAGGAACCGGAUGGAGUUGUGCUGGUGUGGAACAUGAAGUUUAAGAAGACAGCCCCAGAAUACGUAUUCCACUGUCAGUCCUCUGUGAUGUCAGUAGGUUUUGCAAAGUUUCAUCCAAACCUCGUAGUCGGGGGCACUUACUCUGGACAGAUUGCAUUAUGGGACAAUCGGAGCCAUAGGAAAACUCCAGUACAAAGGACACCGAUAUCUGCUGCUGCUCAUACUCAUCCGGUGUCCAGCAUAAAAGUGGUGGGAACCCAAAAUGCCAACAACCUGAUCACUGUGUCAACAGAUGGCAAGAUGUGCUCCUGGAGUUUAGAUAUGCUCUCUCAGCCACAGGAUAGUAUAGAACUAUACUAUAGCAAGUCUAAGGUAGUAGCUGUGACUGGAAUGGCUUUUCCAGCUGAUGAUGUGAAUAACUGUGUGGUGGGAAGUGAAGAAGGACCAGUGUACUCAGCCUCGCGGCACGGCAGUAAGAAAGGUAUUAGGGAGAUUUUUAAGGGCCACCAGGGGCCAGUGACUGGCAUCAGUUGUCAUAAUGCUGUGGGUCCCAUUGAUUUCUCCCACCUGUUCACCACUUCAUCUUUCGACUGGUCUGCCAAACUGUGGUCAACUAAACAUAACAAACCACUCUACUCCUUUGAGGAUAACGUUGACUACAUCUAUGAUGUUAUGUGGUCUCCUGUGCACCCAGCUGUCUUUGCUGCAGUGGAUGGAAUGGGUCGCUUGGACAUCUGGAAUCUUAACAAAGACACAGAAGUUCCUACAGCAAGUGUGACAGUGGAGCGCUCUUGUGCUCUGAACCGGGUCAGAUUUUCAUCGGAGGGCCGCGAAGUAGCAGCAGGUGAUUCUGAGGGUCGAGUCUGGAUCUAUGAUGUUGGAGAGCAAUUAGCAGUGCCAAAAUCCGAGGACUGGAGUCGACUUGCACAGGUUCUCGUGGAGAUUCAAGCAAACACUUAUGGAGAAAGUUCAAUAGAAGUCUCUAGCUGAUUGAUGUGCUACAAAAGCAAAACACACAUAGAUAUAUUUAUGUUCAGUAAUACAGAACUUUUAGAACAAAUGAAAAUAUUGA
Tachysurus vachellii is the source of this 2133-nucleotide messenger RNA. RefSeq names its product dynein, cytoplasmic 1, intermediate chain 1 (gene dync1i1). NCBI's taxonomy places the organism in Eukaryota, Metazoa, Chordata, Actinopteri, Siluriformes, Bagridae. Gene Ontology annotation, molecular function: dynein heavy chain binding; dynein light chain binding. Gene Ontology annotation, biological process: transport along microtubule. Gene Ontology annotation, cellular component: cytoplasmic dynein complex. Bases 135 to 2051 code for a protein of 638 amino acids. The transcript has 17 exons. The record is from RefSeq and is a predicted model, not a curated record.